GAGAAAGGGUUGAAUUAAGCUAUGAGGGAUUCUGUGAUGAGGGGUGAGGGGGAACAUAUAAAGCUAAGGAAUAUUCUCGUCGAAGAAAUGGUUCUAGUGUUUUUAGAUCACUGAACAAGUGCUGGCUCGUAAGAAUUUUAUUCAAAAGAUCUCUGGUUCUCUGGUUAUCAUGGCGAGAAUGAAUUCAUUGAAUAACUUGAUCUAUCUCAUUUUCUUUUCUGUCCUUCAUUUGACUAUAGCUUCCAAACCAUCUAUAAAAACGGUCACAGUCAACCCAUGCACCUUCACUCCAACCACCCCGACAUAUGUUUCUCCUUCGUCACCUUGCCCAACUAUCACCAUCUCCACUUCUCAUACCUCCUGUCCACCAACAACCCCAACAUCCUGCUCCCAAAAUUUCUGCAUCUCCGAUGCUUUUAUAACAGUCCCUUGCACCUGUCCCUACUCCGUACCAACCACCACCCUCUACACCCCGUGCCCCUCGGCCUGUUCGCAAACCUGCUACAUCGGCCAUCAAAUCUACCACGAAACAUCCUGCUCCACCACCAUCGCUAACUCUCCCACUCCCAGCACAACCACAACCCCCAUCAUCGACCCCCCAACUUCCCUCACAAUACCAACGGGUGGCUCGACACUUUGUUCCUGCCCCUACUAUCCUCCCUACCCCACUUAUUGCAAUCCGCCCUGUCCAGUUCAUACCCCUACCUCGACCUCUACCCUAAGCAUCACCACUCAGACUCUCCCUACUACUACCCCUACCACCACCCCUAACCUCGUAACCUGCUCCUGUCCCUACUAUCCCCCCUACCCUACAAACUGCAUCUUCCCCUGUCCAAUCCACACCCCGACAACUGUCAUCACGGUCCCAACAACAACAUCAACAACAACGGCAAUCAUCACUUCAGCUCCUAGCUGCGAAAGCAUCACGAUCACGAGAGGGGAUUCGUGUGCGCCGAUUGUUGGGGGGCCGUGUACGAGUCCUGAUUGUAUAUACCUCUCGACCGUAACCAUAAACUGUGGGUGUGGGGGCUCGAUUGGCACUGUGACUAAUUGCAAAACGACUUGUGAUGGAGCGUGUGGGACCGAGUGGCAGACAGUUGCGUUACCUUGUCCGACGAUUCCGAUGGGGUUGGAGGUUUGAAGGUAUGGAGGGUAGGGGCGUGAGGGAGAGGGGGUGAGCGUGCGUGCGUACGUGCGAGGAAGUGAAGGUGGAAGGAAGAAGAGGGGGGAUGGAGAUGGGUAUGAGAGGAAGCGAGGAAGAGAGAAAGGAGAAAGGAGAGAUGAAAUGAAAAUCAAUGAGAAGAUUUGAAUUCUGAUGAAUUUGGUUACA
This is a messenger RNA of Botrytis cinerea B05.10, 1330 nucleotides long. RefSeq lists its product as hypothetical. NCBI's taxonomy places the organism in Eukaryota, Fungi, Ascomycota, Leotiomycetes, Helotiales, Sclerotiniaceae. The transcript has 5 exons. The record is from RefSeq and is a predicted model, not a curated record. The coding region runs from base 170 to 1141 and encodes 323 amino acids.